Molecule: messenger RNA, 2028 nt
Organism: Nomia melanderi (Alkali bee)
Lineage: Eukaryota; Metazoa; Arthropoda; Insecta; Hymenoptera; Halictidae
Product: zinc finger TRAF-type-containing protein 1 homolog
Cellular component (GO): nucleus
Molecular function (GO): zinc ion binding
Source: RefSeq, a predicted model, not a curated record
GGCUUUUCGGAAUAGUAUUUUCUAAAUCGUUUAAAUUUAUCCUACGCAACCGGAAAUCAGGUUGACAGUAGGAUGGAGGAACGUUUGUACAGCUACUAGUAAGCUUCCAAAUAGUUUUUAAUUAAUGGUUCGAACGAACGAUGAUAUCUGACCGAAUGAAAAGCUAUUAUUACGAUCAUAAAAAGGAAACGGACCGUGGAACAGGUUUCGAAUAAAAAGAUUGUGUUAAGAAAGGUAAUAUUCUUAUAUAAUUAUUGCGCUGUAGUAGUCUUCUUGGCCCCAAAGGAUAACGGUGAACCCAAGCGCUGCCAGCAUUCAUUUAUGGCGCGCUGUUUGCUGCUCGUUAGAAGGGAAUAAUUAAAUAUCAUGAAAAUCGAUACGCAUCAGGGUUGGUAAACCGGAACUAGACUUCAACCAGUUCGAUAAAAUUGCAAACAAGUGUUGUGUCGUUGUUGCCCCUGUCUUUGGCGACUAUUGCGUAGCCUGCAUUUGACAUCUGCGCAUUUCUCACGCUCGCACCGAGGAAAAAUCAAAACAAUCAAUAUGGCGGACCCAAGCAACGAAGCUGCAUCGUCGAGUAGCGUUUCGGAGCAGCUAUCUGCCACUCCAAUUCGCGACCAUCUUGAGACAAUCGCGCAUUACCUCGAGUCCGACAAAAAGCGUCGAAAAUCGUCGCGGAACGAUGGGAAAACCGAGCAAAAGCUGGAGCACCGCCUGGGCGGCAUCCUCUGCUGCGCAGUUUGCCUUGAUUUACCCAAGGCAGCCGUUUACCAAUGUACAAAUGGACACUUGAUGUGUGCCGGUUGCUUCACUCAUGUCCUCGCAGAUGCCAGGCUGAGAGAUGAAAUGGCAACAUGUCCCAACUGCAGAAUCGAGAUCAGCAGAACAUCUCCAUCUCGAAAUCUGGCAGUUGAGAAAGCUGUGUCUGAGUUACCAGCAGAAUGUCAGUACUGUGCUAAGGAGUUUCCACGAAACUCCUUGGAACGUCAUGAGGAGACAGUGUGCGAAGAAAGAAUAUCCAAUUGCAAGUACAGUAGAAUCGGCUGUCCUUGGCGUGGGCCCAAUCAUGAACGUCCAAAACACGAAGCAGAAUGUGUUCAUCCUCGUCGUACAGGGCUAGACGUUAUGGAAGCUCUACGUGAUAUCGAUGCCCGUACACUCGAAGAACGUAGGCUGUAUGACAAUGUCUUUGAUCUUUUGUCCUACGAGAAAAUCACGUUUAACGAUUUACAAAUGAAGCCGUACCGCACAGACGAGUUUGUCCACAAACUCUUUUAUGAAACAUCUCGGUUUUCGGCAUUUAAUAAUCAAUGGGUUGUAAAAGCGAGGAUCAACAAUAGUCAGCGUGAUCCCACUCAGAGCUCUGAAAGGGACAUGACUUAUCAACUGAUUUUGAAAACGAAAACGACGUAUCCGUUACCGCUUCACUAUUUGAUAUUAAAAGGACCCUUCGGAGACAUGAAAGUACAACCAAGAAUUCACAGAUUCGAAUUCACCGACCAAGAGAACGAAAGCCCCUACCUACCUUUACCUUUACCUGACACGGCAGAGUGCAAUAGACUCCUUGCUGCCAGAGCUAUUAGUUUCAGACUAAUAAUGUUCCUGGCAUCCAAGUAGUUUCAUCCAGCGAUUCUAUUGUUGUCAAGAUUUUAUGGCAAAUGAUUUAUUGACACAACAUUUUAGAUUUAACAGCGAUAAGAGCAUAGAUCACAGAGAUUUAUAAUCAAUUAUAGUAGCGAUAAUCGUAACGAUAAUAAAACUAAAGAUGCUAAUUCCGCUGUAGUCUAUACACGCAUAUACACUGAAAAUGUACACUGUGUUGAUACAAGAACUAGCGCGAUACAAAGUUGUAGCGAAAUAAUAUAUGCAGAUUAAUUGAAAGGAAAGUAAAUAACACUUUGGUUCCAUCCGAACUUUCUUUCAUGCACUUUGUUGUUUCUUUGAGCUAUGAAUAAGCAAGCUUUAUGUAGAUCGCUGUCGCCAGACAGGUGGAAUAAACCGUGUCCCCCGAUAGUAAUUUGCGCCAAC